ACCUAGCGGGGCCCCCAAGGUCAAGAUGGCUGCAGUUAAAGAAGUCUUAAAAUCAGUCCUCGUUUCUGCUCCAGGGAAGGUCAUAUUACACGGGGAGCAUGCUGUAGUCUAUGGAAAGACAGCAAUAGCAACUAGUGUUGAUCUACGUUGCUACCUCUUGCUGUCUCCCAGGGCCACUGGAGACGUCAAACUGAUCCUUCCGGACAUGCAACUGACCCAAACAUGGCCAAUUAGUGAGCUCAAGAAAUUACUCAGCCAGAGAAUUGAAGGUACAGAUGAUGAUAACUUGCAAAUCUUGAAAAGGUUUUGCAAUGUUGGUGAGAAUCCUUCAAUGAAGAGUCUUGCCUGCCUUGUAUUACUCUAUUUGCUAACUAAAAUCCUACACCACAAGAUGGCCACCCUUACAGGGAUUGAUAUACUAAUUUAUUCUCAAUUACCUUUUGGUGCUGGCCUCGGGUCAUCAGCUGCCUACUCCGUUUGUAUUGCAGCUGGACUUUUAACUUGCUGCGGAGCCAUUACUGUUAAUAAAAAAGAAGCUAACAGUGAUAUAAAAAGUCAUAAUUUACCUGAAAUGAUGUUAGAAUAUAUCAGAGAGAGAGGAGAAGGAGUGUUACUUACUGAUGCUGUAAGCUCCUGGGGUGAGUAUGCCAAGGAAGACUUGGAGUUGAUAAACAAGUUGAGCUAUGAGGCAGAGACUCUUGUCCAUGGGACACCAUCAGGGAUUGAUAACUCUAUCAGUGUAUUUGGAGGUGCAAUUAAAUUCAAGAAUGGGGCAUUUAAACAAAUAGACAAAAUGCCUUCACUAACAAUAUUACUUGUUUACACUAAAGUACUUCGGAAUACCAAGAAGAUGGUCGCCAGAGUAAGAGACCUUCAUGACAAAUAUCCAUCAGUGAUAUCUCCUUUGUUAACUUCAAUUGAAGAGAUAGUACUUAAAUCAGAGACUGUGCUAGCAAAACUGGCAUCAUUGAGCGAAGGAGAACCUAACAAUGAAUUAUACUCCACAUUACAAGAUUUAUUUACAAUUAAUCACCAUUUACUCAACUCAAUCGGCGUUGGUCAUGCAUCAUUGGAUAAAGUACAUCACAUGACCUCUGAGAUUGGUCUAGCUUCAAAGCUGACAGGCGCUGGAGGAGGAGGGUGCGCCAUUGCUCUUAUACCACCUGGGUUUUCUAGUUCUCAUCUGUCAGAGGUCAAAGGUCGUUUGGAAGAGUCCGGAUUCGAAUCCUGGGAAACCAGUAUUGGUGGGAAUGGAGUCAGAGCUCACUGGAUUCAUUAAAAUCUUAAUUUAUUUUAUUCUUAUUUAUUUUUAAUAAUA
This is a messenger RNA of Amphimedon queenslandica, 1318 nucleotides long. RefSeq names its product mevalonate kinase-like. The record is from RefSeq and is a predicted model, not a curated record. The coding region runs from base 26 to 1279 and encodes 417 amino acids. Gene Ontology annotation, cellular component: cytosol; cytoplasm. The transcript is spliced from 8 exons. Gene Ontology annotation, molecular function: mevalonate kinase activity; ATP binding. Gene Ontology annotation, biological process: cholesterol biosynthetic process; isoprenoid biosynthetic process; isopentenyl diphosphate biosynthetic process, mevalonate pathway. Lineage: Eukaryota; Metazoa; Porifera; Demospongiae; Haplosclerida; Niphatidae.